Megachile rotundata (alfalfa leafcutting bee) is the source of this 4468-nucleotide messenger RNA. It is a transcript of the gene sws, whose product is annotated as patatin like phospholipase domain containing sws. Lineage: Eukaryota; Metazoa; Arthropoda; Insecta; Hymenoptera; Megachilidae. Gene Ontology annotation, biological process: phosphatidylcholine metabolic process. Gene Ontology annotation, molecular function: phosphatidylcholine lysophospholipase A1 activity. The record is from RefSeq and is a predicted model, not a curated record. Gene Ontology annotation, cellular component: endoplasmic reticulum.
GGUCAUUAGUUCAGUGUAGAUAAGUAAUUUCUCGCAUACUAGGAGUUCACGUUGUUUCAAAUCGCCUACAUUGCAUUUUCAUGAAUUUUUACCUAUGAGUUCGUGACGCAUUCUUCCUGCAUAAUUCUAUUACAAUCUGAUGGAAGAAAUGAAUACCCACUAUGGAGGUUGUGGAGUUAUUUAAUAAAUGCAAUGAAAACCUAAAAUCUUUUAUUGUAUCAAAAUGGAUUGACAAAUUAAUUGCAGAAUAUCAAGCAUCGAAGACAUUGUUUAUAGUGAUAAUAUCAGUUUUGUUAAUUAUAUUAAUUAUAUCGAUAAUUAUUCUGCGAAAAUGGAAAAACAAGGAAUUUCUACCAGAAGUAAAAGAAUUUGUUGGAGUAGGUACAGGCAAGCCCAGAUUCAGAAAAAGAGACAAAUUACUUUUCUAUGGAAGAAAAAUGUUGCGCAAAGCAAAAUCUAUCAGUGGACAAGUACAUGCAACUGGACAAGGAAAAAAAAGAAAGGCUGUUAUGCGAUUUGCUCGAAGACUCUUGCAACUGAAAAAGGAUACAGUACCUCUACAAUUAAAAGUAUUAGAACCACCAGCUGAAUAUUUAGAAGAAGAUUUAGGUCCUGGAGAUAGAGUGCCACCUGAUGCUUUGUAUAUGUUACAAAGUAUAAGAGUUUUUGGUCAUUUUGAAAAACCUGUAUUUUUAAAAUUAUGCAAACAUACGGAAAUUAUGAAUUUGCCAGCUGGAAGUACUUUAUUCAAAAUUGGAGAUCCAGAUGAAAAUUUAUUUAUAGUGCAACAAGGUUUAGUUAAUGUUUAUAUCACAGGACCUGAUGGCUCUCAAAUAUCAUUAAAGUUGGUAAAAACAGGGGAAUCAGUUACUAGUCUCCUUAGCUUCACUGAUGUACUUACUGGGCAUACGAGUACGUAUAAAACAGUUUCUGCUAGAACUGUGGAAGAUUCAAUUGUAGUUAAGUUACCAAUGAGUGCAUUUCAAGAGGUUUUUCAAGAUCAUCCUGAUGCAUUUGUUCGAGUUAUCCAGGUCAUUAUGGUUCGCCUUCAGAGAGUCACUUUUACCGCUUUACAUCAGUAUCUUGGAUUAUCUGCUGAAUUAGUUAAUCAAGGGACACACAAGAAAAAACAAAGUCCAUUUUCUGGAUCUCCAGUUAGGUCAAGGACAAAAGAAAAUUUUGCUUCACAGAGUGCAGAAAAUCAAUUCAGUGGACCUAUAAGCACGUCAUCGGAACAGCAUGCUUCGUGCGACAUGUCUCAUAACUCCUCACUAAAUUGUCAACAAUCUGUACCUAUUGUUAUAAAUCGACGGCCAAAAACUAAUCUUGAUUGGAAAAAUCAAAAUUUAAGUCCACAAUCAGGUCAGAACACAGCAGACAUGGUACCGGAAUGCGAUUCUCAUUGGCCAAAUUCUUCGCCUAUUACACCACAGCAGUCAUUCCAAGGAUCUCAGCAUGGAUCUCAACCAGAUGUCAUACACACGGGAAAUUCUCAUCCGAACAAGAAACGGUCUACUGUUAUUGAACCAAUUCAGCAACAGUUAGAUGAUGCACAUCUUGUUCAGAUAGCUACAGAGGCGUUUGUUAGAGAACUUGGCUUAGAAGAUGAUUCUAUACUGAAAGAUGGCAAAGUUCAAAUUAGAGAAGUACCAGCUGGAACUUACUUAAUGAAGGAAGAAUCUCACAAGGAUGUGGCACUUGUCUAUGUUGUAUCUGGUGCAUUAUUAGUUAGCCAACGUGUUUCGGAAGGAAGAGACGUAGGUCAAGAAGUCUACAUGUUUAGUGCUCAUCAAGGUGAAAUUGUAGGAGGUCUAGCUGUAUUAACUGGAGAACCUUCUUUUUAUACUAUUAGAGCGAAACAUCCUAGUCGCAUAGCUCUUCUUAGUAAACCAACAUUUUUUGCUAUUAUGCGAGAACAACCCACUGUUGUAUUACAUGUAGCCCACUCGGUUGUUCGAAGACUUAGUCCCUUCGUACGACAGGUCGAUUUUGCUCUGGAUUGGUUAUUCUUAGAAAGUGGUAGAGCAGUAUAUAGACAAGGAGAUGAAUCGGAUUCAACGUUUAUCGUAUUAAGCGGUCGUUUACGAUCAGUGAUUACAUAUAAAAAUGGGAAAAAAGAACUCGUUGCGGAAUAUGGUAAAGGAGACCUAGUGGGUAUCGUAGAAAUGGUCACUCAGACUCCACGAUCAACUACCGUAAUGGCAGUACGAGACUCUGAAUUAGCGAAACUUCCUGAAGGAUUAUUUAAUGUUAUUAAACUUCGUUUCCCGAUAGUAGUUACCCGACUCAUAAACUUACUUGGACAUCGUAUACUUGGUACUUGGCAACAAGCACACGCAAAGAAUGGUAGUAGUGAUACACAGCGGGCUGCUGCAACAGUCGAUGCACGACCAGCCCAAGUGAAUUUUUCAACUGUUGCAAUAGUUCCAGUAUCUGAUGAUGUACCGUUGACUGCAUUUACAUAUGAAUUGUAUCAUUCAUUAUGCGCUAUUGGACCAUGUUUACGACUUACUUCAGAAGUUGUUCGUAAAACAUUAGGUAGUAGUAUCAUGGAACCUGCAAAUGAAUAUCGGCUAACGUCAUGGCUUGCACAGCAAGAAGAUCAGCACCGCAUUUCAUUGUACCAAUGUGAUUCGACGUAUACACUGUGGACUCAGCGGUGUGUUCGACAAGCUGAUUGCAUCCUUAUCGUAGGGUUAGGAGACAGACCUCCGUCUAUAGGUAGAACUGAACGAGAAGUUGAGCGUUUAGUGAUGAGGACGCAAAAAGAAUUAGUGCUUUUGCAUAAAGAAGGUGGUCAGAGGCCUUCAAAUACAGUACAAUGGUUAAAUAUGAGAUCUUGGGUUUCUAGUCAUCAUCAUAUUCAAUGUCCUAAACGAAUGUUUACGAGAAGAUCUCAGUACAGAAUUAAUGAACUGUACUCAAAAGUUCUUAUGUCAGAACCAAAUGUACAUAGCGAUUUUAGUAGACUUGCUCGUUGGUUAACUGGAACCUCAGUAGGGCUCGUACUUGGAGGUGGUGGUGCUAGGGGUGCAGCGCAUGUAGGAAUGCUCAAAGCAAUUAUUGAAGCUGGUAUACCUAUCGACAUGGUCGGUGGGGUUAGCAUCGGAGCAUUUAUGGGUGCACUAUGGUGCAUGGAAAAGAACAUUACGACAACAACACAAAAAGCACGUGAAUGGUCCAAGAAAAUGACACAAUGGUGGAGACAAAUAAUGGACCUAACAUAUCCAGUAACAUCCAUGUUUUCAGGAAAAGAUUUUAAUAAAACAAUUCAAGCAACAUUUGGAGAUACAUACAUAGAAGAUUUAUGGUUACCAUACUUCAUAAUAACUACCGACAUCACUGACUCAUGCAUGCGUACACACACACACGGUUUACUAUGGAGAUACAUUCGAGCCAGUAUGACGAUUGCGGGGGUUUUUCCUCCUAUUUGCGACCCUCUUGACGGGCAUCUUUUGGUCGAUGGGUGUUAUGUUAAUAACGUGCCAGCUGACGAAAUGUUGAGACAAGGAGCGCAUCAUAUUUUGGCUAUUGAUGUUGGGUCACAGGAUGAUACAGAUUUAACGAAUUAUGGAGAUUCUUUAUCUGGUUGGUGGUUAUUAUGGAAACGAUGGAAUCCUUUCGCGACACCUGUUAAAGUCCCCAAUUUACCUGACAUACAGUCCAGAUUGGCAUACGUGAGUUGUGUACGCCAACUGGAAGAAGUUAAAAACUCCGAUUAUUGUGAAUAUGUCAGACCUCCGAUUGACAAAUAUAAAACUCUUCAAUUUACUAAUUUUGAUGAAAUUAAAGAUGUUGGGUAUCAACACGGGAAAACGUAUUUCGAAGGACAAUCGAAAGCCGGUGUUCUUCCUAGAUUUAACGCCGAUAGAGAAAUUGCACGGGCAUUACGAGCCAAACAUCAAGCACAUCAACAAUCCGUAUCUUCGUAUACUUUUACAGAUUUAGCUCAAAUGGUCUGCAAAGUCUCCAGAGGAAAUCGAUAUGUAGAUCUUGACAUUGAUUCUGAUACAGAUGAAUUAGAAGAAUAUGAAGCAGAUCUUGAAGAAGAUGCACAAGAAGUAGGUUAUGCCUCUGAACCCACUGCCGGUAUUUUAGACCAGGAUUUUUGUCUGGGGUAGGCUAGGUCCCCUAGGUUUACUGGAAAUUGGAGCACUUGAAAAUUUGGGUCUCUGGAAAUUUGAAAAUUUCUGAAUUUCAUACUACCUGAAGAAGUCUAUUCCAUAUUUUGAGAGGGCCAGGCCCACCCUGAUCUGUACCUAAUUAUGCCAAAAAAAUGUGCAACUCGGAGAGCCGAUACGUUCGAUUACCUGCACAUUCUUAUACAACACUUAUAAAAAAUUUAUAUACAUUUUGUAUAUACAUUGUAUAAUAUUUGCUUUACAUGCUUCAGAGUCCUGACGAAAAUCGUAUGCGAGGAAGAGCUGGUGUUUCUUUAAGUUUAUCUGACACAGAAGCUGAAUCAGAA